Molecule: messenger RNA, 2293 nt
Organism: Drosophila rhopaloa
Lineage: Eukaryota; Metazoa; Arthropoda; Insecta; Diptera; Drosophilidae
Gene: Trap1
Product: heat shock protein 75 kDa, mitochondrial
Exons: 3
Coding region: 99-2174 (691 amino acids)
Biological process (GO): protein folding
Cellular component (GO): mitochondrial inner membrane
Molecular function (GO): protein kinase binding; ATP hydrolysis activity; ATP-dependent protein folding chaperone
Source: RefSeq, a predicted model, not a curated record
CUUGUUAUCGAUUUUUUUUGGCACAUGUGCGCUGGACAAAACUUCGUAGUUGGAUAACAAUUUAGUUGGCCAAAACAAAAGUAACAAGUAUCAACAAGAUGUCAGUACGAGCGAUGGGAGUGCUGGGUCAGGCGUGCCGCUUCAGCCGCUUUGCCCGAGUUCUGAGGCAGAGCAACCGAUCCGCCCCAGCAGCUCUUAAUCUCGCCCUGGGAUCUCAGCGAUCGCCGGCCGCCGUCUCGCUCCGUCGCUUCUCCACGGAGACCAAGAAGGCGUCGGAUUCAGUGGUGGACAAACACGAGUUCCAGGCUGAGACACGGCAGUUACUAGACAUUGUGGCCCGCUCCCUGUACUCUGAUCAUGAAGUCUUUGUGCGGGAGCUCAUCUCUAAUGCCAGCGAUGCGCUGGAGAAAUUCCGGUACACCUCGCUGAGCGCCGGGGGCGAGAAUCUGGCUGGCAAGGACCGGCCGCUAGAGAUUCGCAUCACCACCGACAAACCACAGAUGCAGCUGAUCAUCCAAGACACCGGCAUCGGCAUGACCAAGGAAGAACUGGUGAGCAACCUGGGCACCAUCGCACGCAGUGGUUCGAAGCAGUUUUUGGAGCAGAUGAAAGGCAACCAGCAGGCAGCCACCUCUGAGGCUUCCUCCAACAUUAUCGGCCAGUUUGGCGUGGGCUUCUACUCGUCCUUCAUCGUGGCCAACAAGGUGGAGGUGUUCACAAGGGCAGCUGCGCCCGAUGCUCCCGGUUUGCGGUGGUCCACGGAUGGCAGCGGCUCAUAUGAGAUCGAAGAGGUCCCGGACGUUGAGCUAGGCACACGUAUCGUGCUCCAUCUGAAGACCGACUGCAGAGAGUACGCGGACGAGGAGAGGAUACAGGCCGUAAUAAAGAAGUACAGCAACUUCGUGGGCUCGCCCAUCUUGCUGAACGGAAAGCAGGCUAACGAGAUCAAGCCCUUGUGGCUGCUUGAGCCCCAGAGCAUCAGCAAGGAGCAGCACACCGACUUCUACCGCUUUAUUAGCAACAGCUUUGAUGUUCCACGCUUUACUUUGCACUAUAACGCCGACGUGCCUUUGAGCAUCCACGCACUGCUAUAUUUCCCAGAGGGAAAGCCGGGCUUAUUCGAAAUGUCCCGGGACGGAAACACCGGCGUUGCCCUGUACACGAGAAAGGUGCUGAUCCAGUCCAAGACCGAGCAUCUCCUGCCCAAGUGGCUGCGCUUCGUGAAGGGCGUCGUUGACUCGGAGGACAUUCCUCUUAACUUAAGCCGCGAGCUACUCCAAAACAGCAGCCUGAUCCGGAAACUGUCUAGUGUUAUAUCCACCCGCGUCAUCCGUUUCCUGCAGGAGCGAUCCAAAAAGCAGCCGGAGGAGUACGAGUCCUUCUACCGUGAUUACGGGCUCUUCCUGAAAGAGGGCAUCGUAACUUCCAACGAUCCGUCCGAGAAGGAAGAAAUUGCAAAGCUACUGCGGUUUGAGUCCUCCAAGUCGGAGACCGCCAGUGGCCGCAUGUCAUUGGACGAGUACUACAACACCGUUCCUGCUGAUCAAAAGAAUAUCUACUACUUGGCGGCGCCCAACCGCGUUCUUGCCGAAUCCUCACCCUACUACGAAAGCCUCAAAAAGCGAAACGAGCUGGUGCUCUUCUGUUAUGAGCCCUACGAUGAGCUGGUACUCAUGCAGCUGGGUAAGUACAAGAGCAAGAAGCUCGUCUCCGUGGAGAAGGAAAUGCGCGAAGAGUCCAAGGAGUCGUCGACAGCCACGGACUUUGGCGAGGGCAGCUUGCUGCGCUCAGAGCUGGAUAACUUGAUUCCCUGGCUCGAGGAGGAGCUAAAGGGCCAGGUGAUUAAGGUAAAAGCUACUUCCCGCCUGGAUAGCCACCCUUGUGUCAUCACAGUAGAGGAGAUGGCUGCCGCUCGUCAUUUCAUCCGCACCCAGAGUCACCAGGUCCCGGAAGAGAAUCGAUUUGCCUUGCUUCAGCCAGAGCUGGAGAUCAACCCGAAACACCCCAUCAUCAAGAAACUAAACAAGCUCCGCGAGACCGAAAAGGAUCUUGCCCAACUUAUCGCCAAGCAGCUCUUCGCAAACGCCAUGGUGGGCGCCGGUCUCGCGGAGGAUCCCCGCAUGCUGCUGACUAACAUGAACUCGCUGCUUUCACGGGCGCUGGAUAAAUACUAGGAUAGACAGCGCAGUGAAAAUCUACCGACUAUCUUAUAUUAACUUGUGUUUAGUUAGUUUAAUUAUAUCUUUAAAAAUAGUCAUAACAAUAAAUACAAGUCGUUGUUAUGGCACUAGGA